Paramacrobiotus metropolitanus is the source of this 780-nucleotide messenger RNA. Its product is annotated as 60S ribosomal protein L18-like. Lineage: Eukaryota; Metazoa; Tardigrada; Eutardigrada; Parachela; Macrobiotidae. Bases 123 to 689 code for a protein of 188 amino acids. Gene Ontology annotation, biological process: translation. The record is from RefSeq and is a predicted model, not a curated record. Gene Ontology annotation, molecular function: RNA binding; structural constituent of ribosome. Gene Ontology annotation, cellular component: ribosome; cytosolic large ribosomal subunit. The transcript has 6 exons.
GCUACUUCGAGUCCGAUUUGCUAGUCGGGACCUCAUUCAGCCUCAGCAGCCACAUUCGGGGUUUUGUCAGUUCUUAGGAUUUUUAUCGAAAAUUUAUUUUAUCUGCGUUUUUACCAUCGAAAAUGGGUAUCGACAUUGUCCAUAAGAACGACCGGAAGGCUGUGCGUAAAGCCCCGCGGACCGAUGAUGUCUACAUUCGUCUCCUCGUUAAGCUGUACCGUUUCUUGGCCCGCCGCACAGAAGCCAAAUUCAAUCAGAUCAUCCUGAAGCGGCUGUGUAUGUCGCGCACGAACCGACCGCCGCUCUCGCUGUCGAAACUGGUUUCUUCCAUGAAACGAAUCGGUCGUCAAGAAAAGAUCGCGGUUGUGGUGGGGACCAUCACGGACGACGUGAGGAUCCACGAGAUCCCUAAACUGCGCGUCUGCGCUCUCAAAGUCACGGAGCGAGCACGCGCCCGCAUCCUCAAAGCGGGCGGCGAGAUCAUCACCUUCGAUCAGCUGGCCACGAAGUCUCCCCGAGGAGAAAACACACAGCUUCUGCAAGGCGCGCGUCACUCCCGUGAAGCGUACAAGCAUUUCGGUCUGGCACCUGGUGUCCCGAAAUCCCAUGCAAAGCCCUAUACCAUCAGCAAAGGGCGAAAAUUCGAACGGGCUCGUGGUCGUCGCAAGACUUGUGGAUUCAAAGUUUAAUACCGUGUUUUUACUGUUUUCUUUACGGGUCAUGGAUAUUUGUCGAAUUGUGCAACGGAGACGAGCUAACUGAUUAAAAGUCAUCACUUUG